AUGGAGACGUACUCCUUUGCUAUGAAUGACAACAACGAACUUAAGUGUACAGAUAUUGUUAGAGUGUCCGAUGUUUUACGUUCGUUUCUCGCUUCUCCAGAAGACGCUUCUGAAGACGCAGCCAAGUUUGCCAAGAGUUUUUUCCUAGGAGGUGAAAACGUACUGUGUGAUUUGAUAUCCAAGAUCUCAGUUCGAUUUAGUAAUAACAGCUUGUCGCAAAAUGGCACCAGAGUAGAAACAUCUAAAGCACAAGAAAUUUGUAAUUACUCUACUCGGCAUGAUUGCCGGGAAAUGCUAAGCCGGGAAAAAGAUGCUCGCUGUCAAGGUGGAAAAAUCUGUACACACUUGCUCGAUUUCAUCGUCCUGUUGAUGGCUGCGGUUGGAAACUUUACAGCGGCAACAGUUGAUGAAACAAGCCAGAAAUCUGAGAGAAAAUCUAUUCCUGUUGACUUGACGGAGGAGGAGGAGAGGACAGAAAACUCUUUUAAAUCCUUCUCGCUGAGAAUAUGGAAAAGAGGAGUACAGAGUACAUCACUAUUUAAAGACAAAAAAACAAAUGGAACACCUAAAUAUGAUAAAAGUAGCCAAUGUAACGACGUUAUUACAUCUGAGAGUGCUUACAGAGAAAAUAAUGAGAAAAAUACAAAUGAGAAGGAAGCUCUCAAAAGCGAAAAACAUGAAGUGAAAUUCACGGAAGAAGAAACAAAAUGGACAGCUCUGGUUGGUGCCGUCCAUCAGGAACAGUCAUCAGAUGGCGAAAAUGCACACAGACACUACACUCAUAAGAGCAAAGACAAUACAGAUGCAGGUGAUUCGCAACAGAAAACAUCUAAAAGAAAACUUCCACAUUUGAUAGACAGUUUUUUCAAGUCGGCCUCAGUUGAUGUCGAGGCUUCGGAACCUAGGGAAUCAAAAUGGCCGGAAAAAGUUAGAAACUUACAAGAAGAAAAAGAGGCGAUAACGAGAGAAAACUGCGCUCUUCAGUCUCAAGUAAACGGGUUAUUCCGUGAAAACAAUGAAAUGAAAAGUUUCCUAAGGAAACAGCAAACAGAGAUAGAGAGUUUGAGUCAGGAAUACGGUCUGCUUCAGAUAAAAUUAGAAGAGCAGGAACAAAGCACUAAACACCAGACAUUUCUACUGAAUUCUCGUCUAGAACGACUUCAAAACGCGAAGCUUAUAGCUGAUCAGCGAUGCUUAAAUUUAAGCCUCAAACAAGAACGUCUUGUUGUCUAUGAAGAGCAUGUUACGAUGAUCUGUCUCCGUGUCAUUACAACAGUAAGAAGGGAGUUGCAAGACACAAAGGCGCUGUUCGAUGAUCGACCGAUGGAAAGAUGUUCUGCUACUAUGACAAACAUGACAUGGGAUGACUGUCAAGUAAACGGGGAGGGGAUGACAUUACUUGAUGUCCACAAGAACCUUCAAAAAGAAGUGUUGGAACUAGUCGAAAGGUACAGAACCAUCAAACAGGCACUGGCUACAGCUAGAAACCAAGGAACACACGAAAAUCAUUAUGACGAACAAGUGAUGUUAGACAACAAUUCAACCACAGAGUCAGAUUCUAGUUGUUAUGUAGUUCGCCAUCACUGUGCUCAUGGAAAUGAAGGAUGUCUAUUCUUUAAUCUGGAAAAUGAAUGCGUUAGGUGUGAGCGAUGCAACAGAGAAAUAUCUUUUAGGAUGGGUGUCAAAACAAAUAGAAAGGGUAACAAAGCCAAGCAACGACUAGAAAAACAAUUUUACAUGUCAUAAAAGACUUUUCAAGGAAACAAUAUAAAGAUAUUUCAGAACAGUGGCUAACUCCAUGACUCAAUCAGUUGCUUCAUCACUAUUAGAUGUUAUCAUAAUUAAUUUGGAAGCAUGCCUUAAAAGCCAUCCACAUGAAGCAUGCACGCCACAGCAGUUGCAAACCCUGAUAAUAGUUCUGAGAAGGAGUAAUAGUGCACUAAAAAACUUUGAUAGAGUAAUGUUAAAACGAUUGUCGAAAGUAAUACGAGAUUGCUUUAGUUUUGCUUUACUUUGCUCUGUAAUAUUGUUCGACAAAACUUACGCCAUCCUCACGCAAUCAAUCAGCAGAUGCAAAACGUAAGUCAAUUAUGACUUGGUUUUACUCACGUUUUCUGGCGCUUUACGCUGUUGGCUUAUUUUGUUCUUAUUGGCUCCUUGUGGUGUGUUCCCCUGUGUACAAAUGGUGGUUGUAAUUACUGUUAUUUUGGAUAAAGACACUAAAUCGAAAAGCGCCCUAAGAAAUGAGCUGUAAGCAAAUAUAGUCCCGCCUUCUCUGUAGGUUUUCCGCUCUUUCAUUUCUCAGAAAUAGGGAACAGAGUUUAGCGGCUAGGGUUAGCAGCAUCAAAUGUGUUUGAGGUGAAGCAAAAUAAAGUUGACCAUAAUUCUACCACGCAUUUUAUGAAAACGUGCUCGCUAUCAUUAUUGCUCUGAGUGGGUGAUUGCGCAGAACUGAUUGUCAAACCAGUAAAGAGUAAAAACGAGUGGUUUCUAUUUCAAAACGACUGUAAAUACCGUCUGACUUGCAAUUUCGAAUCGAGCUAAGAAUUGCCUUUGACCAAAUCUUUUGGGGUGUUUUCAAAUCUCCCUCUAUAGUUUAGUUAAGAGGUUUAAUUUUUCCUGCGCAAAUUAAACAAGAAAAGGAAAACGAAACAAACAAUGAAAAACAAAAAGUCUAAUGAUACCAAGCGUAAGAAGGGUGCAACAAUGCUGUGUGAUUCGCCAAAUUUUUUCGAAAUUUAGAUUCCUAUUAUUAGCAGUAUUUACAUUUUAACAAUUGCAAUCAAUCUUGCGAAUCAUUUGUUUGUUUUUAGUUUUUCUCUAUUGAAACAGAUCUGAUGUCAACAAAUGAAUUCUCGUCUUUGCUUUUGAAAGAAAAGUGAAAACAAAUCACAGAAUACAAUAUCAGGAAGUUGGAGUCUAAAAGAUUCGCGCUGUGGAAACCGGAUUAAAAGGUUGGAGUCGGCGAACUCUGGCCGAGUUACGUCUUCCACAGGCAACUUGUCCUGAUAUUCCCACUCUCCACCCUGGACAGAAAAUAGAUUCCGGCGAACUAUCGAGGAUGCUCGACUACAUACUGUGUGGGCAACUGCAUUGGAGUGGCUUAUACCACCCAUGAAGGAGUAAUAAUACUUCAAGAUACUGUAAUUGAGGCGAAAGCAAUACGGAUAAGCCUCGUCCGUGAGCUGUAUGAGUCAGUAUCGUAUCCAGGUUUCAAGGAGUUUUGGCCUCGCUCGGAAUUUUGCAUGCGGCAUGAGUUCAGUUUCCAUGGCUUCGAUAGUGUGUAGUUGUCACGAUAUAACAUGAUUAGUUUGAAGCAAAAAACUGUUAAAUCAUAAUUUAUUUAUUGCGUUCUUAGCUUUGUUUAUUAUUCAUAAGUCCUCUUUUCUCUUUAAAUAACUUUUUCUCUGACUAAGUUAAACGAGAAAAGAGCGAGAUAAGUCCAAAAAGAAAAAAACAAUUGGCAAACACUUUCUCAGCGCUCGACGCAAAGAAAGUUGCUCUAGACUUGAAGUUUGUAUACAUUUAUCUCGAUCAGUAAUACGUCAGAUUGAAUAUCUUUGAUCAUUCGCUACAUUCUCACAACCAUACCUUUGACCUCGAGUUUGAACUUGGCAAUUAUCUGUCACAGAAGUUACUGGUAAACUGGACUAAGUUUCCGUCUCACGAUUCUGACAACAAAGGAUUUCAGUUUCCGAAGAAACCCGGUAACUGCGUCGCAGAUAGAUCAUGUCGGCUGUGAAUAAGCGAAAAAAAUCAUCCGGGUUACUGGAUCAGGUGUAUGGAGAUGACACGGAAGCUUUCUUAAACGAUUUGGUUAAUGACGAUUUUUCAGAUUGGAAGAACUUUGAUAACAACGCCUCUGAAAAUGCAAAGCAGCAAACCAGUGAUGUCAAUAGAGGAGAACGUUCUGUGAACUCUGUUGAAACCAUCGAACCCAGAGUAAAGGAAGUUGUGCCAGUCAACAGAAGCAAACAAAAUACGUCGGUAGCGAAACCCUUAACAACAGCAGGAAGAAAAAUAUCGAAAGAAGAAUUAGCGCUAACCACAAAAGCUACAUGUCAUGUUCAAAGUUCGCCGAGAAAGUGGUCUCGAUUCCCACAAAGAACUCCUGAACCGUCUCCGUGGUUGAAGAAAAAGACUUACGAUUCUCCUAAACAAACUGAGACAAGUAAAGAUAAUGAUUCACUCAACGAAACUAAUAUUCAGGAAUCUUCUGACCAACUGCCGCAAGUUGAAUUUGAGCAAGAGACCUGGGAAGAGGAGCUAGAGCGAAAUUUUAAAGAGAGGCAAAAUAAGGUGGCAAAUUAUCUCAAGACUCUGCAGCUAGAGAAUAAAAAAGAGCGCUGGAAUACAGACAAACAAUCGCGGCGGAAUUCAGUUAGUUCCGAGGAUUCAGUAGCGACAAGUUCUUCUUCGUCAUUCUCUAUUUCUGAUCAUAACACUGAUUUAAAGUAUAACUCAGCAUGCACCGUAGAAGAAUUAGUUGAUCACAAAAUGAAAGAUGUGGAAAACAAGUUUAACAGCAGCAUUUGCGAUGCGUGGGUCGACGAUGUCGAACUUGCUUUGCUUUUGAUUAAGAAAAAAUCCAAACAAGCAGACGUGAAAAAAAGUGAAGUUAAAAGCUUGUUUGACGACAUCUUAGAGCAAAAGUAGGAAUAUCCAUAUUUCUUUUUCCACCGUUUGCUUCCAUUUGCAAAGCUCAUGCUGAUCAGUACUGAUAGAACUUCUGGUCAGACUUGAUGGGAGACUGUGGCUAACUGUUUAGCAACGUAAACGGUGGAUCAUGUAGUCCACAUUUGGGCUUUGACCAAGUCAUGAUAUUGUGUUUUGGGGCAAGAGACUUCAAUCUCACGGUGUCUACCUUCGUCGAGGAAAACACAGUCGAAUUUAAGGGCCGAGUACUUCAAAACGAGACAAAUUUCUGGGGAUUACACGCCAUAGACUAGUAUCCUACUCAGUCGGGAGGGGUCAUAUAUCUCAUUAUGGCCACAUGUUACAGAGACCUGGCUAAGCUGCCACCUGACGAUGUACCACUAGGCCCUGACACUACGUCUUAUCAGAACAUAAGUUGUUGACAAAGAUUACAGUCGGAGGCUUUGUGGUUUACCAAGCAGAACAUUUAUAAUGUGAAAAAGAGCCUCUUUACAUUCUCGAGUCAAUCAUAUUGCUCUAAGUAAAUAAAACUUGCGGCUGCUUUUCCACAUUCCCUCUGAAAAAGCAACACCGACGUGCAACUUACGCCAUAAGUAUCACACUUCAUUUGCGGAGGCCUCACAAGAACUUCUGAUGCGUUCUCCGAAGUACAGGAAACUCGUUUUAGUAUUAAUGUCAUGAUGCUUCAGCUGGCCUUUCAAGUAGAAGCUAUCUGACUCCGUGUUUUAAACCAUGCAGCUGUCCCUUUGGACAGAAAAUACUGUUCCGGGCUUUUGAAAGUCAUAUUGUUUACUUUUGUCGUUUCGGUUCACAGACGUGAUAAUUACGAAAAGAGGACACGAUUGAUCAGUUCAGAAUGCGUGAAUGCAUUUUCAAAGAAUUCAAAAUAA
Pocillopora meandrina is the source of this 5546-nucleotide messenger RNA. The record is from the annotation of a GenBank genome assembly. NCBI's taxonomy places the organism in Eukaryota, Metazoa, Cnidaria, Anthozoa, Scleractinia, Pocilloporidae.